Ichthyophthirius multifiliis is the source of this 890-nucleotide messenger RNA. Its product is annotated as ubiquitin- hect domain protein, putative. Gene Ontology annotation, biological process: proteasome-mediated ubiquitin-dependent protein catabolic process; protein polyubiquitination; positive regulation of protein catabolic process. Gene Ontology annotation, molecular function: ubiquitin-protein transferase activity. Lineage: Eukaryota; Ciliophora; Oligohymenophorea; Hymenostomatida. The record is from RefSeq and is a predicted model, not a curated record. The transcript is spliced from 3 exons.
UAAAAAAUUCUCAAAGAAAUAACAGAUCCAUAAAAAGGAUUAUUUAAAAAAAGUUCUAAUGGAAUUUCGAUUUAUAUUAAUCCUGAAUCAAAUUAAAAAUUAGGUUAUUAGACUCUUUUUUAUUAUAUAGGAGCCUUAUUCGCAAAACUUCUAGUUGAUAAGGUUCCAUCUUCAAUUUCUCUUUCAAAAAUUUUAAUCAAACAAAUCCUUGAAAAGCCACUAGAUUUAUCUGACUAUGAAGAUGUACAUCCGGAAGAGGCAAAUUAUUUAUUCUGGAUUUUAAAUAAUCCUAUAGACGAUUUAGGCAUUACUUUUUCUGUAGAUAAAAUAGAAAAAAACGGAAAAUCAUUACUCAUGAUUUAAUUGAGAAUGGAAAAGAAGUUAGAGUUAAUGAAGAUUAUAAAAAAGAUUUUGUUUAAUUAUAUACUAAGUAUAAAAUGGUUGAAGAAACAAUAAUAUAAACACAAUGCUUUGUAUAAGGAUUUUAUGAUGUUAUUCCUUUAUAAUAUAUUAAAUCUGAAAACCUGAAUGAAGAAGAAUUCGGAUUGAUAUUAAAUGGAAAUUAAAUUUUAGAAGUUUAAUAAAUUUAAAAUAUUGUGAGUUAUUAUAAAUAUAAUGAAGAUAAUUCUAUUAUUAGAUGGCUUUUUGAAAUAUUAGAAGAAUUUGAAUAAGAUAAAAGAAAACUAUUUUUAUAUUUUGUUACUGGUGCAUUUUCAAUAUGUCAAAAUACUAAAAUUUAUAUUUGUUAAGAUGAUAAUACAAAUAAUUUACCUGUUUCUCAUAUAUGCUCAUUUUCAUUAGAUUUACCUUAAUAUGAUAAUAAAGAAAUACUAAGAGAAAAACUAAACUAGUCACUCGAAUAAUAAAAAGCUAUUCUCAGUAUUUCUUGA